AUGGUGCUUCCAGAAAUAGAUAGUUCAGUUUCCUGGGAGAGUGAAGAUAGUAGAUGCCUGAAAAGGAAGAAAUUUGCUCUAGGGAAUCAGUCCAUCAUUCCACCAUCUUCUGAAGAAGGAGUUGCUGUCUUUUCAGAAAUAAUUACUUCAACCCUUACAUCUGAAGAAAAUGAAGGUAACUUUGGAGACAAAAUUUUAUCAGAGGAGGAAAUAAUAUGGGCAGGUACCAGUGAAAGUAAAUAUCAAGUAAGUCACUUUUGUGAACGUCACAUGCCAUCUUCAGUUGGGACCAGCUCACAUUUGUCAUUCUUUUGUUCAAAAGUAAAGGAAAUUUUUCUUAGUGAUAGAGAGCAUCCAGAAAAUGAAUAUGAAGCAGUACAAUUUUCCUCAAAGAAAUUGUUUUCAAUAAUGAAAACCAACAAAAAUAAAAACGCAAGGUUUUCUUCUGAUUAUAGGCUUUCAAAAACUUGUAUAGUCACUGUAGAAAAUGAAGAUCUCAAUACGGCACCAUGCCCUCCUGCCCUUUUAUUUCUUUCUAGAGACCAAGUUAAACUUUUGGAAGAAAAUGUGAGAAAUCAAAUUCCUUUAAAACAGAGAGCAUUAGAAAUUAUAAGUAAUUAUCUGUAUUCCCGACCUCAAGAGUCAUUGAUUCAGGAUCAACAUUCUGUUGAGAUUGUUAUUUCUACCCAAGCACAAGAUUUUUUUCCAGAACAAAAUGCUAUGCAGAAUCAAGAGUUUUAUGAGACACAAUUUAUUAAUCAAGCCCAACAAUUUGUUCCCAACCAAGAAUCAGUCAACAGCCAGUCUGAUAUCAGGGCUAGCUAUUUUGCUCAGGCUCAAGAUUUGAUGAAGAAACCAUUUUACAGCAGCACACAAGACUUCUUCCAGGCCCAAGAUACAGAUAGGAGCCUAUAUUAUACCGAAGCUCCAUAUUGUGUUGAGGCACAAGAUUCAAUCAAGGGCCUAGAAUUUGAUGAAUACUUAGAUGUCGCCCAAUAUUCUGUUUGGUUUGAAGAUUCCAACAAGAUUAAAAAUUCAAUCAAUGUGCAAGAAAGUGUUUGUAAGAAUGCUGAAUUUCUAGUUUUAACUUUUAGUCCACAGUCAAUUGCUGAAGAUAUGUCACAACUACAGAUGGCAAAGCCAAAAGACCAGCAACAAGUUGCUUUAUUAGAAAUAAACCAGUAUUCUAUAUGUAGCCCAAUGCUCCUUCCACCUACUGUUGAAGGGCAGAAAAACAGAAGAAAAGCACCAAAUUGUAAAAGCAAACUCAGUCUUAAAGUUCCACCUCUAAAAGCAAAGAAAACUCCUUCGCACGAAUCAAAACUCAUAAUAUGUCACACUUCAAAAAACAGGAAUGAGUUAGAAUGUGAGAGUAACACUGUCAAGAAAGAAUUACAGCAAAGAAAAGAUGUAUCAGAUGUAACUUCGCAUCUUAUUUCUAUCUCCAGGCUUAGUACUCCUCACAUUAACAAAUAUUGCCGAAAAAAACUAGUGACAGGCAUGCCAUGCUUACAAAAAUGUGGAUAUUUUCUGCAAGAACAAAAUAAGUCACCAGAUAAAAAGAAAAUCAAGUACGCAGAUUCUAUUAAGAGAGAAAACCCAGGUAUCAUUAAAAAUGUAAAACUGUAUGACAAAGAAAAUAUAGGACUAAAAAACAUUUCACCCAAAAUGUUACCUGAGCUAGAACAAUCUUUCACAGUCAACACUGAAGAAGUAAAGGCAUCUUGCACAUUAUUAGAAGCAAACCAGAAGAGUACAGAGUCUCCUAAAGACCUUAAGCAAACACUUGACCCACACAUUCCAAACCAUGAUAUGCCUUCAGAAGAAACAACAGGGGAACCUGUGCAGAAACUUGUUUCAUCUCCUAAGAUGAAAUCAAACGGAGGCAUGAAAGUACAGGAUGAUCUACCAAGUAAGGAGGAGUCCCAUCUACCACUUUCAAAUGGAGAGGAGUUUGCAGCUACUACACUAAAUAUGCAGAGGUGUUUUCCACAGGAAAAUACACAGCAACAAAAAGAUUUUCUGGAAGUUGUUAUAGAAAUGUCAGAUGUCAAUUUACUCAUUUCCCUCGGAACCAAAAGGUAUAUAAGUAGUGAAGACUCAGAAGGCAUAAAAAAUCCAGUGAGUACAAAAAGUGUCAAUCUGAAGCAAAAGAAACCAUUAAGACUUAAUAUUUCAGAAAAUGGUAACCUGAGUGAAAGUGAGGAAUUGGAGUGCAACACUGGCAGCUUUAUAAGAAAUAUGCAUCAAGAUGAAAGGACAUCUGAUGCAUUUGAUAAUGCCACUUACACUACCAUUCCUGAACCAACCAAUGUGGAAAUGCACGGCAGAUUAAAAGCCAAGACAGAUACAUCAACAAUAAUAAUAAAGGGAAGUCAUUCAGCAUCAAAGCAAGAAAAAUUGCCAGAUGCAAAGAGAACAAAGAAGGCAAAAUAUAUUCGAAGCUCUGCUUCUAAAAAGCCAGAACAAUAUGAUAGUGAACAAGGGGAAGAAGAGGAACAAGCAGUAGUUCCUCAGGUGACCCCAGACUUCAGGUUCAGCCUACAGCUGAAGCAAAAGCCCAAAUAUGUCAAAUUUGAAAUGGAACAAAUCUGUUCAGGAAAUAGAAAAUCUCAAAAUAAAGAGCAAGAAAUACCAUCACAAACUCUUUCUAAUCAAACUAUUCUGGAGACGAAUCCAUGCCCCAUGAUGGAUUCAUUUCAAGUUGAGAAACUGAAGCAAAACACAGACAGAUCUGCAGGCAAAGAAAGUGCUAUGGAUCAUAUGAAUCUUAUCAUUCCAGAGAAUUUGCCAACUGGUGAAUAUUUAAUUGAAACAAUGGCAUGUUGGGUCCCCUUUGGUGGAAACCCCAGAAAGACAUUGCAUGGUCAUAUUACAGAGGAGAAGGAACACUUAAAAAGAGAUUUACCUGCAGUUGCUAUGAGGUCUUCUCAAAUCAGAAAAGUACUGUCAAGAACAAAAAAUAUACUCAGUGCCAGGCAUGCAAUUAUGAAAGUAAAGAAGUUAGCAAAUUCAUUAAUGCUUUGUACCAAGAGACAUGAUGCUCCAAGCCAUAGGAAAAAAAUGGGAGAGGGUUUUAAAGUUAAGAAGAUGCUGCAAGACAAAAUUUUGGCAGACGCACUUCUGGAUGUCUACCCUCACUUGUCUAUUUUGCCUAAUGCUAGAAUGGAUAGCAGAUUAAAUGCAGAGAAAAUCACUCAUGUCAGUCUCAUACAAGAGAGAUCCCAUGUUAAUAAGGAAAAUGAAUCUCAAAACACACUAAAAGCUAACUUGCAAGAUGAAGUGAAUGAGGUCAGAGACCAUCUACCAAAAGCAGUCCCUUAUGCACAUACAAUGGAGGAGAGUAAAGCAGAGAAAAAAAUGCAUCAACCAGUCCCAUUUACUGAAGCCAUGAAGGAGUCUGUUGAGUCCCUUAGAAUGGCUCCACCUCACACUGAAAAUUUGAAGAGAAGCCUAGCAACACAGACUGACUUCCAGUGCACAGCAGGCUUGGAGAUAUCUCCUCCAAUAUCAGAAAAAUCACUAAGGGGAGACCCUUUUGAUCAAACAAAAGAAAAUAAUGUUCCAAGUAUUAGGAGUGAUACAAGGGAAAUGGAUCACCAUUUUGCAGGAGAAAAAGCAGAAUUACCAAAAGAUUUACAAGAAACUUCCCCAGAAACUUUUAGUUGCUGCAUGCCUGUGCGGUCUGACUCUAAAGGGAAGAAAAACAGAGUAAGAUUUGCAAACGUGACAAAUACAGUGAAAUUCAAAUGCAUGAAAAUGAAGCCAUCAGUCUCACAAAUUUCCAGUAUCUCAAGCCAUAGAGAGAAAUUGGACUUUAAAAACAAGGUUAAAAAGAUAAACCCAAUUAAAGACUUGGUACCCGAAUGUCUAAACGCCCUCUACUCUCCCAUAUAUGAAACACUGCCAGGAGAGUACUCUCAAGCUCAGAUGAAGCAAGGAGAACUGGCAAGUAAAAAGUAUAUUGAUGUCUUUGCUAAGAGUAGUGUAGUCCAUGAGAGAGAGGUUUUCCAAGAAGAGGAGGAACAAAAAGCUUCCCUAGAAGUAGCUCCACAGGAGAGCCAACACCUGUGGUCUGAUGCAUGUCAAAUAAAGAAAACCCACCUUGAUGAACCAAACCUAUCACUGAUCUGCUUAACACAGGAGCUACCUAUUAUUGGGCAAGGCGUGCAGCACCAAGCAGUUUUCCCACAAACUACUUUGGAGGCUAGUCUCAAAAAGGAUCCCACAGAAGCUGAAUUAUGGAAACCCAACCAAAUGCAAAAUGACAUAGAAGUCCCUAUGGGUCCUAAGAUUCCACCUCUCCAAGCGGGAAACUCAUCAUGUUAUGAAUUUAACACAGUGAUAAACUGUGGCUUGCCAUCUGGUGGAAACCCUAACAGGGAACUAGAUUCAUAUUUUAUGCAAAAAAAUUCAGAGGUGCCAAUGGAUGUGCAAGUGACAAUCCUGCAGUCUUCUGAUUCUGUUAUAUUACCCUAUGUUUCUAAAUUUAAAAGGCAGAAAAAGACAUUAAGAUUAGCAAGGAGGCAAAGACCAGAGAGUCGCAGACUUAGAACUAUGAGGGAAAUAAAGCCAUCAAUCUUAAAUACGCUUAAUGGCAGAUAUAGCAAGGAACUGCAGAACAAUAUUAAAAUGAAGAUGAAAGGCCCACAGCAAAGAGAAAAUGCAGCAGAUACAUUUUGGGACAUCAUUCUCUCCAAGGUGACCAUUUUGCCCAACAUCAAAAUGAGGAGAAGUUUAACUGUGGGGAGAAUAAAUGUGCGAAGAAUAGCAAGAUUUGGUUAUAUGCAGUUAAUGCAAGAGAAAUCACUAAGUGGAAGAAAAGUAUAUUGCCUAGAUUCUACUUAUAUGAGUAGUUUCUCUAACAGAUUGAAAUGUGGAAAGGAGAGGGAAGGGGAACCUAAAGCUUUACAGCUUCCAGAGAGUAGUCAUGGCUUCAUAUUCAGCACACAUCAGAAGAGAGAUCAUGGCCUUGUUGAAUUUGGUGAGAAAUUGUAUCAACCAGGAAGUACAAAUACACAGGCACAACCACAGACAAAUCCUACAUCAACUAUCUGGCGUUCUGUUUCAUGCCCCAUGCUAGAUCAAUUUCAAUCUGAAAAGCUGGAGACUUGGGUUAGGUUUUCACCUCCAAAAUCUAGGGAUGCAAAGGUUGUUUCUGCAAAAAAAGGUGGAGCCCCAUCUGAUGUAAGCUGUCACAAGGAACAGGCUGAUAGUAAUGAAAAUAAAGGAACAGUGGCCGUUCUUUUCUGCACACCAGCUUUAUCUACAUCUGAAAGGAAGAGAAACUUCAAACAAUUUUCAGACAUGAUAACUAAAGUGAAUCUCAAAUAUGGAACUAGGAAGGCAAAGAAAUUACCAGUUUCAUACAUGCUCAAUAUCAAGGGUUGUACUAGUCCAAACUGUAGGAAAAAAUCAGUAGGGAACUUAACUAAAAUGAAAGACAUGUAUCAAAAUAAAGAAGUAGCAGAUAAAAUGUACUCUUCAGCAACUAUUACAUCUGAUAUUAAUAUGUACAACAAAAUAGAAAGAAGAAAACGCACAAGAGAAAAACAACUCAGUUCUACAAAAGUAAAGCAAAGGAAUGUUAAUUCAGAUGACAUCAAAGAAACCAAGCUUCAAGAUCAAGAGAAAGAAAAACGUAAACAGGAAGCAUUAUUAAAAGUAAUUCCACAAUACAGUCAACAUUUUGUAUUCUAUUCAGGCCAGAGGAAGGAUCAUGACCAUUGUAAGUCAAAAAACCAAGGAAGCAGGAAAAUUCUGAUUGUUACAGAACAAGAUGUCCCACAGCAGAUUCAAUCCACAGAUCCAGGGCAAGGACAGAACUUGAAGAAAGACCUCCAGACUCAAAAUGGCAUGAUAUAUACAAGUUUAAAGAUUCCUUUUCUAAACUCAGAGGAAUCAUCAGUUGGUGAAGAUAUAAUUGGCACAGAAAAAUAUGGCAUCCCAAUUGACGGGAAGCAUGUGAGGGAACCACACAGCCAAGGUAAAGAGGAAAAAGCAGGGUUUAAAGAUGAUCUACAGGCAGCAGCUGUACUGGAAUCUUCCAGACUCUCCACAAUUGAUCUACCUGAAUCCAAAAGGCAGAGAAAGACAUUUACAUCUAGAGUCAUAAAAAGAAAAAUGAGUCCUACAAGGAUAAUUAUGAAGGCAAAAAAAAUACCAGUUUCGAAGAUAUUUAAUAUUCCACAGAGUGGUUGUCGAAAACAUUUUUUAUCUCCAAAGACCCUAAUGACACAGAUUGUUGAAUUUUUAUCAUGCUGUAGCAGCAUCAUAUCUUCUGGGUUUCAUAUGGUCAUACUGGAAGAUCCAAUAGUAGAGAAAAAGAAAAUAUCAGCACAGGAAAUGCCAGCAAUGAUUUUGGAGUGUUUGGAUUCCUCCACACUUGCUUUACCUGUAUCUAAAAGAGAGAGGAACAACUUAAUGCUAAUGAAAAGGAGACAUAAGAUGAGACCAAAAUGCAUCACUCUGAAGGCAAAGAAGACACCAUUCUCCCAGACAUUUAAUAUCACAGGACGUCACACACCAUGCCAAAGAAGGCAAUUCAACUCUGAAACAACAACUAAACAAGGUAAACCUGCGGCAGAUAUAUUCCUAAAUGCCACUGGCUUUCUCAUGCCUGUGCUGCUUGACACAAAAGUAUGUGACAGAGUGGAAGAGACCAAGAGGCUGGGGAAUACACAGAGUAGCAAUGGGUUACAACAGCAAGAGCAGUCAGCACACAACAAGACAGACCCACAUGCACAUCUGGGUGACGAGGACACGAGCCCUAAUGGCACUAAAGAUAUAAUAGAUCAAGGUGGAGAGACAGCCCUGCGGGUGUCCCAGCACUUCAGCUUCAGUGCUCAUGGAAUAAAGGCAACUAACUUUAAAUCAGAUCUAGAACUGAAGACUUCAGCAAGCAACAAAAUCCCAGACGUCUUUUCUACACCUCUAGAGCUGCAGCAUCAAAUAGUUGCCGAACAAAGUAGAUUAAAUUCUAUUGCAAAUACAUUUUCAUUUGAGAAGCUACCAAAAAGAACAAAAUCACAAAAAGACUUAAAAGAUAUAUGGAGUGGAAAGAUUUCAUCUCCAAUGGCAGAAAAAUCAGUUAGUGAACUUUUAAUUGAUACAACAAAUGGUCAUAUCCCAUUUGAAAGAGGCACUGGGAAGGAAUUUGCUAGUCUUACUGCAGAGGGAAAGGUAUGUUUGCAAAAGGACUUACAAGAUAGAACUCUAGAGCCUCUUGAUUUUUCCAUGCCUACUUCGUUUGAAUUUAAAGGGCAAAGAAAUGCAGUACAAAUUGCUAAAUCCAUAACUGGGAAAACACAGAUGCCAUUAGUUUUUGAGAGAAGUAAUAUCACUAGAUAUUGUGCCCUUAGUUGUAGAAAGAAAAGGAAACUCAUCUUGAAAAACAUGACCAAAGAAACAUGUCAAGAUAUAUCAAAUAAAUUUAUGAAUACCUUUUUUUCCACACUUGUUUCACCUGGCAUCAAAAUGCAUAAAAAAGCUGAAUCAACAAGAAGCCCAUUAAAAAAAACAAGCAAUGUUACACAGUUAAAGCAAGAUGAACUGAAAAGAUUAUAUAUAGAUCCCUCUAAUACAUGGACUGUGUCAAGCAACACAUUAGAAACAAGAUGGCAAAAUGAAGAAGAAAGAAAGGGCAAAGAAGUUUUACUUGAAGCAAGUCCACAAUUCCUGAAGAGUGCAGAAAAUAGAAAAGGCCAAAGUCUGCUUAUUCCAGAGCAAGAUAUACAGCAAAAAACAGUUUCAGAAAAUACUCUGGAGGUUUUUUGUUCUCCUCUAGUGACUUCAUUUCGAAUUAAAAAUUUACAGAACAUUCCACUUCAAAAAAACGUACUACAUCAAAUAGGUGAAAAGUUUCCAUGUCCAAAAUCAGAGAGGGCAAUAUUUGAUGAACUUUUAAUUGAUGAAAUAGAAUAUAAUACAAUAUCUAAUGGGGAUCCUAUGAGGAUGCUAGAGGUUCACAGUGCAGCUUCCCCACAAUGUGAGGAAAGAGAGAAAAAUGUAAGUGCACCAAAAGUUAUAAAAUACACAGUUGAUCAAAAUAUCCUACCUAUCAACUCAGGGAACUUAGUGUUUGGCAAUCCAUGGGAUACAACUUCUUUAAAGAAACUGGGUAGUCAUAUUGCUAAGAAAGAUGAUGAGGUGCAAAGAGAUUUCCUAACAUUGGGAAUGGUGUCUUCUUUAUCUGAUGCCAGAAGGCAGAGAGAUGUAUUGAAAUUUCCAGAAAGUCAAGCUCUCAUGAGUCCCAAACGUGUAGCUAUGAAGGCAAAGAAGCCUGUUUGUUCACAAAUGAUGAAUGUCAUCAAGCAUGGCAAUCUGUACCAUAGGGGGAAAGAGGAAUGCAAUGUAAAAUCUUUGCUAAAAGACAACCAACAAAAUGAAAGUAGAGCUCACACAUUUUUGUUUCCUUUACCUGUCUCAACUGGUACCAAAGUAGACAGUGAAGUACAUAGGUCUUCAAAAACUGAGAUGGAUGAACCAAGAGUAAAAGUAUACCAUCAAACCCAUCCAGAGUUAGAGAAGUUGCCACAUGGAGACACACAAAAAAACGGUUUGACUGGUUUGCAAAACAGACCUAGUGAUGCAGUGAAAAUGAAUGUGCUACACGCAGAGACACAGGAGGAUAUCUCAGACGUGCCAUCGGGGUCUGGUCCACACUGCAGCCAGCACUUGAGCUUCAGUGUAUAUCAAAUGGAAGCCCUUGAUUCUCACAAAUCAGAGUCUGAUCUGAAGAGGUCAGAAGGCAGAAGGACUCAGAAUUUGUCCUAUAUAGCACAGGAAACACACCUUCAAGAAGAAGAUGUGUUUAAGAGAAGCCACCAGUUUCAAGAAACUAUUUUGGAGCCUAUUUCUGGACACACGAUAAAUUUUCAAGUUGAAACAAUGCAAAGAAGUCCUCAUAUGCAGGAAGAAGUAAAAAUUAUGGCAGGUCUAAAGACAUCAUCUCCAAAUGCAGAGGAAUUAGAGAUCAUUUCAACAGUGUCUGAUUUGUCCUGGGAUGGAAAUGCUAGACAGAAAUACGAUUAUCCAGUUUCUGGGGAAAAGGCAUACAAUCACAAAGACUUAUUAAGAACAUCUUUAAAACCUUUAGAUUUCUCCAGCUUUGUAUCUUAUGAAUCUAAAAGUGAGACCUACACAUUAGAUUUUGUAAGCAAAAAAAGUAUACUGAGUCCUAAGCAUAUAACUUUGAAGGCAAAACAACCACCAAUUUCAAAACUGCUUAAUAUCUCAAGGUAUCCCAUGGGAGGCCAUAGAAAGAAAAAGUACAACAUAAAGCACAAGCUGAGAGAGGUGCAGUGGUAUGCUAGUGUCAGAGAAGUAUUACUUGAGGCCUCUGAAGAUGCUAAGAGUCUUCCCCUCAAAUUAAUGAUUGAUAAGCUCUCAUUGGAUACAACUGUGAGGGGCAUCCAGUCCAACAGAACAUUUCAAAAAACUGUGGUAGGUCAUAUUCCAGAGGAAAAGGCAGAGUUAGAAGAAAAUGUAACCAAAACUUUGUUGGGGCCUUCUGAUUUUUUCAUGCCUGGUUUCUUUGACUCUAAAAGCCAGGCAAGCACAGUACAAUUGUCAGAAAAUGAAACUAUAUUGAAUCCCAGGUGUUUGGCUACAGAGGAAGAGAAGCCACCAGUUUCACAGAUACUUAAAAGCAUUAGACACUUUGGCACAAAACAUAGCAAGAAAUUUAAAUCUAGUUUAAGAACCAGCAUGAAAACAAUGUGGCAAGGUAGAAGCAUGACUGGCACAUUUCCAAGUACCCGUUGCUUUGCACCAAAUACCUCUGACAUUAGAAAGCAAUGUAAGUUAGAAAUGGAGGCAGACGUGGCAGUACCAAGGUUUAGUCACACACAGCUAACACAGCAGUCGCCAGCCGGAGGCCUGUCACAUUCCAAUUCCAUUGACCAGAGCAGUGCCUCCAGCUUUUUAAGGGAAACAGAAUUACAUGAUGGAGAAUGUGGGAAAGAGAAAAGAGAACCUCCAAUAAAAACUGACUUAUUCUACAUAAAAAGCUUAACAAUAAAUGCACAUCCCAUAAAAGUACCCGAUCCUGGCAAAUCAGAAGUCAUUCUUCUAGGAAAAUCAUUUUUCCCCAAAAAACAGGUGUAUGAAGGGGAUCCAGGAAAAAAUGUCAAAAUAGAAAACAUAGAAAAUGUGCAAGCAAGUUUCGGAGUUGGACACUCCAAGAUGGAGAAACCACAUAUUUUUGCAGAUUUAAGUGAACCAAAAGAUGAUGCUGUAUUUAGUCAAUAUGAUCAAAAGGGAAUUGACCAAUCUGUUUUAAAAGAAAAAGCUCCAUACCAUUUGGCUGGAACCAUAGAUUCUGUUGGCAGGCAUUUAACUGUGUCAGAAGGAAUUGAAAGACAGAUUGACAAUCUAAACAUAGUUAUCACAAGUCCAAAAGGCAUAAUAUCAAAGGUAAAGCGAUUGGCAGUUUCACAACCACUUAAUCAUGCAGGUCAUGCUGCUCUAAGCAUUACUGAGAAACCGAAGUGGAAUUUUGAAACCCAAAAGAUAAAAGUAGAGAGACAAAAGGCUGUACCAAGUACUGAAGUAAAAUCUGUAUAUGCCUCUAUGCCAAUGCUACACGGUGCUACAUAUGCCAGGGAUACAUGUGAAAAAUCUUCGAGGGGAAAUGCUCCUAAUAAAGCAGAAGUUAGGGAGAAAGAGGAGUAUGGACAACAGAUUUUGUCUAGAUCAGCUCCACAGGAUAUCCAGCCAGUUGAGUUUGGAGCAGAUCAAUUGAGAGAGCCUGAUCCUUUCAGCUCAGAAGCACCUUCAGUCAAUAGAGUGUGCCCCAAGAUGACCACUUCUCAGAAAACAGAAAUUUAUUUAAUAGAUCAAGAAGCAGAGAGAAAACCUGUGGAGUUGCUUAGUCCAGAGUUGGUUUCUUUCUCUAAUGUAAAUCCUCUUCAAAUUGGAAACCAGAAGAAAAAAUCCAAGACUGCAAAUGGUGAAACGGUAACAAAUCUCAAGACAUUUGCCCUGCAAGAGAAACAGCAAGAGCCCAAAGAAAAAUUUAGGGAAAAAGAGGAAUAUGAACAACAGAUUUUGUCUAGAGCAGCUCCGCAGGAUAUCCAGCCAGUCGAAUUUGGAGCAGAUCAAUUGAGAGAGCGUGAUCCUUUCAGCUCAGAAGCACCUUCAAUCAAUACAGUGUGCCCCAAGAAGAUCACUCCUCAAAAAAUAGAAAUUUGUUUAAUAGAUCAAGAAGAAGAGAUAAAACCUGUGGAGUUGCUUAGUCCAGAGUCGGUUUCUUUCUCUAAUAUAAAUCCUCUUCAAAUUGAAAUCCAGAAGAAAGAAUUCCAGACUGCAAACAGUGAAACAAUUACAAAUCCUGAAACCUUUGCCCUGCAAGAGAGACAGCAAGAGCCUGUUAUUUCAGGAAAUAUCUCAAGUUCUCCUUAUGCCUUCAUACCCAUGUAUCCUAAAAUUGUAAGACACAAUUGUACGGUGGAAACAGCAUAUGUGAAAAAUGCUAGACAUACCAAACAGGUACGACUGAAGGCAAAGAAAAGACGAGUUUCCUGGAUGCUUGGAUGUGGUUCAAGAAACAAUAAGGAGGAGCAGGGAGGAAACAUUCAGCAGGAGAAAGCAUUUCAGUUGAGUAAAGCUGCAACAAACCCAGUUCUGAAAGCUGAUUUUGACUCUCGAUCCCCUGUGUCUUCCAAUAAAAAGCCUAUAGAAAUAAAAAUGAAGAAAGACAAGUUGAAGAAGGGGGUAAACAUUUUUUUACAGCUAAUGCCAGAGAAACCACUAAGCGACAGGCAGAUAUCAUUGUCAGAAUGUGUUGACAUGGCCGGCAUCAUUGAAAAACCAGAAGAGAAUAUUAGAAAAGAACAAACCCACCAAUGUACUUUAGUAGACAUGCCCCAGCAAUACCUACAACAAUUACCGAUUAGGUCAGAACAAAUGAAAAGGCAUCCUCAUGUCAAAUUAGAAUAUUUGGAAAGAAAGGUGUGUCUUGAGCCCAUUUCACAGAAAGAUGAAACUGAUUACAUUGGACUUGACCAUGACAAAUUAAAAGUUGAUUUGGAAAAAGAAAUACACCCUGUUAUAUUUUCACAGAAGAGAGAAAUUAGUGGUGGUAGGCUCAGAAAACCAAGAACAGAUACAGAACUUGAUUUCUUCACUGCACAAGGAGAGAAACAAAGAAUUGCAGAUGUUGCUGCACAUUCAGUUUCAGUUCCACCCAGGAAAGAAAGAGCAAAGAAAACAGAUAUUUCAUUAAGUUCAGAAGGACAGAAUAUAUUUACUUAUAAAAAGCCAGAAUCACGGAAACAAGAAAGUACUUUCCUGGUAGACAUGGAAUCUGUUUCCUAUCCCAUUAGAGAACCUCUUCAUUUAGAAAACACAGGACAGGUAGCUAAGGAAGAUAUGCAUGUUAACAGAAAAAAUAUUUCACAUCUAUUGGGAAGAAAAGAAUUAAAGGAAACAGAUAUCUUAAUAGAUUCCAAAGGACAGAAAUUUCUUUAUUCAAAGCUAAAGGAUCCACUCAAAAUUUGUGCAGAGCAGAGAAGACAUGUGAAACCAAGUCAUACACCUGAAAGUAUGGAUUCUGCAUCUUGCCCCAGUAAGGACCCUCUUCGUUUAAAACAGGCAGUAAAUACAAGGAAAGAAAAUGGUAGGCUCUCUCGAAGUUUCAGUGUAAAUCAACGGGGAAAAGAACAAACAGAAUUAACUGAUAAUCUAUUAAAAUUAAAUAGACAGAAAGUGGACUUUUCAAAAAAAUUGAGGGCAAGGCAACUGACUACUUAUAACCAGCACAAAGACAAGAUUUUAGAAUCUAUUUUCUCUCACACAUUACAUCAUCUUCAUAUUGAAAAUGCAAAGAAACAAACCUCAGCAAAAGCAAUACUAAAGUCAGAAGUCUUGAAAAAAGCAUCAGAUGAAGUGAGUGUUCUGGAAGAUCAACCUCCAUGUACAGAAGGAAUUAAUCUGCCUAUUACAGGAACAGAAGAACAUCUACAAGAGAGUAUAUGCACGGUUUUUCCAACAUCUGUUACUCAUCCUCUGAUGGGUACACAUCAGUUUAAUUUGCAGGUAAAGAGAACAUUAAAUGCAAGAGAUAAUCCAUGCUAUCACACUUUGACUACAGAAAGAAAACAGCAAAAGAAAAAAAGUAUGUAUAAGGCUCUUCCACAGUCCACAUCUGAAAAUGAUAGUCCAAUGCUAGAUGCUGUAAAUAUCAUGCAUUGUGACUCUUCAGCUUCACAGAUGAGGAAAACAUUAAAGCAAAUGGAUGUUACAAAUGGAUAUACUCAAAAAAGGAAAGAAGCACCAAAACAGCAGGACCUAUCAAUUUCCUAUGAGAACUUGAAGGAGCGAAUGUUUUACCCUCAAAAGUAUCCCUGUCUCUGGCCACAUUCAAUUCCUCUAACAAGAGAGGUAUUAGCAGAAGUGGGUAGUGCAUUAAGCAGGGUAGAAGGACAAAAUCUGUUUUCUACAGAUCAACCAAGCACUGCAUAUAAGUGUGGACUAGAACAGAGUGUGUCUCCAGUUACUCCAAGGGACAUGAGAAAACAAGACAAAAUGCCUGUAGAACAAAGCACAGAAGCUAAGAAACACAUGACUGGUUUAUUUUCAGAAAAAAAGCCAUCAUCAUAUGGGGCACCAGUAACAGAGACAAUAUCAAAUGGAAGUUCAUCCAAACUAAGAGUUGGAAUGAAGGUAAAAUCACAUAGGGGAAUUCCAGGAAAGGUGCACCUACAUAGAAUACUAUUACAUUCUCUGUCUAUAUGUAUGUCUGUUUUGCGUGAAAGUCAAAGACAGAAGGGUAGCCUAAAACAAGGUGUUAAGAAAGACAUAAUAUGCCCCAAAAGAAAAGCUCUAGAGUUGAAGAAUCUCUCCAGUGUCACUCACUCUGAUACCCCAAGCAACAGAGUAGAAGGGCAGUGGAAUGUAAAAGAGAAAACAGUAAGUACAAGACCCAGAAAGGGUGAUCCAGAUUUGGAUGUGAAAAAAACAUAUCAGCCCAUGCUUUCUUUACCUCACUUCAAAUUGGAUAAAGAAAAAAUCGAUGGGACUACUUCAAAUGUAAAAAGAAGGAAACAACAUAUAUCACAGGAAGAGAAGGAUAGAGUGAAAGCUCUGGAAAUGGAAGAAAAAAUGAACCCAUACUUCACAAUGAAGUCAGAGAAAUCACUGUCACAUAUGCUCAACAGAAAGGACUUGUCACUGUUGAAGAUUAUAAAACCAGAAAGCAGGGUACAAGAAGAUAAAGGUAAAUUGGAUGUGGAUCUAAGACUCUCCUAUGCUUCUUUACCAUCUCUGUCACAUUCUAAUUUGAAUCCUAGGAUAAAAGUAAGAAAAGAUAAAUCAAGAAUACCAAAGGGCUGCCUUCCACCACUAAAGCCCCAGGCAUCGUUAAAUAUCAGAAGAAUAUCAUAUUUGGAGUCAAUGACUCGAUAUCGCUUCAAUAACAUAAUGGAAUCAAAAUGUUUGCUACAGAAGAAAAGGAGAGGUAGAGGAAAUAUAGUAGAUCUGAAAGAUAUAAUUGGCCUCAUAUAUAUCAUUCUGAAGGGAAAGAAUUCACCUUUUAAACACUUAGUGAAUAGGAAGGAAUUACAGUGGUCCAACAAAAAAACAAAGAAAAUUAUGCAGGAGGAUAAACAAAAUCAAGACAUAAUUCAGAAUGAACUCUGGGAUUCCAUUCCUCCACCUCACCCAGAAUGGGAUCCUACAAUAAAAGAUCUAUACAUGCAAGGAAUCGUAAGGUUCUGUCUUCCAUUAUUGACACUCCAGGAAUUGUCAGAUGGAACAGAACUAUAUGAGGAGCCAAUUGAUGAUGUCUUAAGCAGUAUAAAAAGAGCAAAAUACAUGCAAAAUAUAUAUCCUACCCCCAACAGUGUAAAAAAUGCUGUAGUAGUUACAAUGCAGAAAGAAGAGGAAAGUGUAAAAAUGGAAAAAGUAAUGCUUUUGAAAGAAAGAAAAUCAUUGGCAAUUUCACAGGAAAUUCAGUUAGACAUCAAAGAGCAAGAUAAAAAUCUGCCAAAAGUUAAAGAUGAAUCAAAUGAGAUUUUGACCAGUACUGAUACAUACAUACCACCACCUCAUUUAAAAUUGGAUAUGAGGAGAAGAAAAACAAACCAUGGAACUGAGGUGAGAAGAUACUUUCUUCCAGAACUAUCCUACCAGAAAUCAUCAGAUGCAGUGAGAAAACCAAGCAAAGAGUCCAUUGAGGGUGAUAUCACAAGUGGUACACAAAAAUUAAAAGAAUUUAUGCCACAGACAGAAAAGGAUGAUGUAAAGAAAUUAGCUGAGAAAUGCACAAUGUAUCCAAAAGCCAAAGGUUUGGAAGGAAAUGGAGCACUUUCACAAGACCUACCACCAAAUUCUAAAGAGCAAGGGAAAACAGAUCCAGAAGGCAAAAGACAAGGGAAAGUCGACAAAGGUCGUCAAGAACAGGGGAAAGCAGUUGCAGCAGGUAAAGCCCAGGACAAAUGGGAUCAAGAAGGCAAAGGUCAAGGGGAAGUGAAUCAAAACAAUAGAAAGCAAGGAAAAAUAGACCAAGAAAGUGGAAGUGAGCAGGAAAUGGUUCCCCAUGUACAUAUGCCUUCCGAACCUCCUCUGAUUUAUCAUAAGGCAGGAAAAGAAGAUACGCACAAAAUAACAAGAUCUCAUAUUUCACCAUUACAGGACCAAAAAUUAUCUGACAGCAGGCAGAUGAUGCAUACAAAAUCAACUGGGGAGGAGAAAUCACAUGAUGUAAAACCCAUACAAAAAUACAAGGCCCAGAAAGAGAUGGAGAGAAAAAACACAGUAAAUAUGAAACAUAGAGUACACCCUGAGGAUGUGACUUUCAAGGCAGAUCAAUUAUCACUUCCACAUGAACCCAGUAUCACUGGCCAUGGUGACCCAAAAACUAGAAGACAGACAAACGUAAAUGAAAAAUUGGGACGUGUACAGGAAAGAAAACAUGAACUAGAUGAGGUACUUCCUUUACCUCACUGUAAAUCAAACAAAGGGAUAGAAGUCAUAGAACAAAAACAAAAAGUAUCAAGGUCCUUUCUUCCCCCUUCAUACCACAUGGAAUCUACAGUUGUAGGGAAAUUGAAUUAUAAAGUGUCACCUUUGAAAGACAUCUCCAGUGAUUCAAGAAGAACAAAAUGCAUGACACAUGGAGAAGAGGAUAAAGAAAAUGUUUUAAAGAAAAGCAUAAUGUAUCCCAAGGACACAUCUGGGAAGGCAAAGGAAUCACUCCUUGAUGAUAUAUUGAAAAUAAAGAAACUGCAGGUGAACAUCACACAGCAAAACAAACAGAGACGGGAAGGAAAUGAGGAUACAGAUGUUCUUCUCAACCAAACUUACUCUUUUAUCACUUCUUUACCUCUCUUUGAAUUAGACACAAUAAAAGAAGAAGAUGAACCAGGAAAACUAAAAAGUUAUGUACCACAUCCUGUGCUGCAUGUAUCAUUUCCUUCAGGACAAAUAAGACUUACAGAGUCCAUUUCUAGCUGUGCAAAGAAAGAAAGCCAUGCAAAGCCAAGAAAACAGUGUUUAUCACAGGAGGAAGGCAGAAUACAACCCUCAGCCACAAGGGGCUUGAUAGGCCCCAGUGGCACAGCUGUCCAGGCAAAGACCUCAGCAUCUUCUCAUGUGGUCAAUAUCUGUGAGCACAGUGCUCUGCGCAACACUCAGGAAGCGCAGGGGGGCAUUAUAGGAAAAGUAGGACUGAAACAAGAAAAAACAAGAGAUCCUAAUGUGGUUCAGGCAGAAAUAUGUCCUUCCAUACCAUCUCCAUCUCACCACAGAGUUGCUCCUUCACAAGCAAAGCUUCCUCAAUUAUUAGAUAUAGGGAGAAUUGGACAUGCUGGUUUUCGUGAAGGUGUUAGCUCACGUAAUAUAACAUUAGGAGCAAAGGGGCGUGUGCCAUGCAGAGAGGUAAGGGACAAAGUGAAAGUAAAAGGCAGAGAAAGUAUUAUAAUAAGUGUGAGAACAGAGGCAUCCCCGCAUCCACAUCUAUACGAUAGAAGGAAACUACCUUUGAAUAUUAAAAAAGAAAGGAAAGGAGAGCAAGAAGGCAAAAGGGAACCAGGAGUCGUUCUGAGGAAAAGCUCUUUACCUUUUCCAUCUUACCUGGAGCAGGACACUAGAAUGAAAAAACAGGAAAGAACCCUUGGAAGAACACAGUUCUCUUUUCCACCAUUAACGACUCAAGAUGCAUCAGAUUCAGAUAAAAAAUCAUGUACCGAGUCAUUAGAUAGUUACAUGUUGAGCAGCAUUAAAGAAUCAGUACAGUCCAUAGCACAGCAAGAAGAAAAAGAUAGAUUCAAAAUAGACAUAAAAGACAUCAAGCUCCCCAAAUAUGUGAUGGUACAGAAAUCAUCACUUUCAUAUUCACUCAAUAAUAAAGCACUGCCAUGGAAAACCAAGGAACAAAAAGAAAAAAUGCAGGAAUAUAAAACUAAACUACUGGUGGGUCUGGCAAACAGAAUUAUAAAAUCAUGUCUCUCACUUAGGCAGUUCAAGGAAUCAAGUACAGGGAGACUAGCAUAUCCAGAAACAAUUGAUGGAAAACUUUCAAAUGAGGUAGAAGAAUUAAAAGAACAUAUGCUACAGAAAGAAAACGAAGGAGAAAAAGUUGUGGGUAUGAAUGUCAUAGUGGAUCCCAAGGACACUUGUUUGAAGACAAAGAAAUCAUGUAUUUUACAUACACAAUUAGGUAACCUUCAAGGGAAAUCUAGAAAGCAAGAGGAAAAGGUUCUAGACGUUAAAAGUGAGGCAGAUAUAGUGCCCAAUGAGACUUCUGCUGAAUCUCCACUUCUGCCUGAUGUGAAUUCUGGGAUCAAGGAAGAAAGCACACCAGCGUGGGCAAGAUCCCUUUUUUCCAUAGUAAACUUCCAGGAAUCAUUGAAUUCUGAAGGAGGCAUAUGUAUAAAGCCAAUUACUGGUGAUAUUUUAAUUUGUCUACCAAAAGGAAAACAUCAUGUCCAACAGAAUGAGGAAGAGGAUGGAGUACAAAUAAUAAAGUUCAUGUUCCCCAAAUGUCAAGAAAGGAAGGUGCAGAAACGUCCAGAGGAACCUUCAGCUUCAUUGCCAACUCUGCCUCAGCGCAAGUUGGAUACCAAAGUAGAAAUAGAUGAUGAACUGCUAAGACUUCCAAGGUCUGCUUUGCCAAAAAUAUCAAGUGCAGGGAAAACAGUACCUACAGGGUCAGUUGGUAAUGAUACCAUGAAAGAUGUUAAAGGUGAAAAACAACAUAUGCUUCAGAAAGAAAUGAUAGAUAGAGGGAAAAUAGUAGGUAAGGGAAGCAUAGAUAUAUCUUUGAAGUCAAAGAAAUCACCUUCUUCCCAUAAACUCCAUAGAUCAGAACUGCAUAUGAUUGUCAGAGGACACAAAGGAAAAGAACAUGAAGGUCCAGGUGAACCACAAGGUAUAGUCCCGAGAAAAAUUUAUGCUUUCAAACCUUCUCCACCCAACCCUAAACUGGAUAAAGAUACACAAGUAAAUGAAGAAGAACUUGGAAAUAAAACAUUUCUGUUGCCACUAAUGUGUUCAGCACUAUCAGAUGCAGAGAAAAUAGCACAUACAAAGGCAAUAGGUGGUGAUGUAAGGCAAAGAGACCCACAGAUGUCAUGGAAAGAAAAAAGGUAUGAACUGAAAACAGUAGAUAUGAGGAUCGGGGUGCAUUACAAAGAGGCAAGGAUUUCACCCAUUUCACAUAUCCUUAAUAUGAAGGAGUUUGUACUGAAUAUGAAGGUGCUGGAGAAAAAAGUGCAUGAAGGAAAAGAUGAAUCACGUGUGGUUUUGACAAGGACUUUUCUUUCCAUACCAUCAGCACCUCUCCUUUCUCCGGAUUCAGGGAACAAAGUAGAGGAAGUCUCAGCAAGAAUGUCAGGACCCUCUCAUUCACAACAGAAUCUCCAGGAUUUAUUAGAUGCCCAGAAAAGAGCGUUCAGAGAAUCAGUUGAAGAUGAUAGUAAAAACACCAUGAAGCAAAGGAAACAGGGUGUGCCCCAGAAAAAGGCGGAGCAACAGGGGGCCUCAGACUUCAUGAUUGGAGCCCAGCAAAGGAAUGACGCACCACAGGUUAAAUCAGAAAGAGAUUUAAUUUCAAAAGAUGAGAACGUUAAUUUCACAAGAUUUGGUACAACACAAAAUGAGAGAAGAGUGGAAUUGCACUUUACAGGACAAAAGGCUCAACCAGAAAGAUGCAGAGAACCUUAUGGUAUGUUUUAUUCCUACCACACAAUGGAUGCAAUUAAAAUUGGAAAUCUGAAGAAGAAAACUGAAAUAACAUGUAACAUAAAUCAGAAAGUAAGUCCUAGGGUUUCAGCUUCCCUGCCAAGGGAAACAUCCAAGGAAAUAUAUAUCAAAUUUGGCACCCACAUAGGUUCAAAAGGAAUUUCUUUUCCAGAGAGAGAUGCCCACCAACAGGAAAUUUCAUCAGAAGUGUCUCUAGAAUAUGUGGAUUCAUGUGAAUUUGAUAUGCCAGAGAAAGAUGUACAAAGUAAUAAUAAAAUAAGCAAAAUGUUUUCUCCCAAAGUGUUAGCACCACAGACAAAGCAAUCACUUGAAAAAAUAAAUCGCACCAAGUUAGGUACAUCUCAAAAUAAAGAACAAGGCGUUAUCAUGGAAAAGCAAGCAGUGCCGUUGUCUGAGAGUACACAGGAGACCAGGCCAAAUUCUGUGUUUUCUCUUCAGUCUCCACUUCAGGAUGGAAAGCACAAGACACCGUUGGAAAUAGAUGUAGACAAAAAAACUACAGCAGACUCCAGCCCACAAAUAUUACCAGGAAUCCACGUGGAUAUUACAGAGUGUGAUGACAUGACAGGAAAAGAAAGUCAGGCAUUACUGGUUUCAGAACAAGAGCAAUGUGUUAUAGAGUCCUUUAACCCACUCUGUACUUUUCAAUUUCAAUCUGAACUUCUGGUGGAAGAAGGUGAAGUUAACACAGUACAUUUGGAACAGAAGUUAGAGAUGGCCAGUGACAUUACUGUGAAUCAGGAAGAAGGGAAAUUGAAAGUACACACAGAGAGAGCUAUACAGCUGAAAGAGAACAAAAUGGAAAUGCACAAGAAUAAUUCUGUCAGUCUGGAGAAGGAGGACACAGGAUCAGCCUCAAACCGUCCUGCAAGCCUUCAUGAUUUAUCUCCAAGAACAGAGGAGUCUCAGAGCCAGACUCCGGUAAUCACACCUAAGGAAAACAUCCGCCCCAUCAAGCAAAAGCACAAAGAGGAACUAGGGUUGUCUAAGGUAAAAGAAAACAUUCAAGUACAAAAACCACUUCAAAGAAACACUCUGGAUUCACUUUAUGCCUAUAUUCCUCUUUCCUUCAAAGGCCAGAAAGGCAAGUUGACAACUGCAGAUCUGGAAAGAAAACUAAACCACAGACACUUAACUAUGAAAGUCCCAAAUCACCCAGUUUUACAGAUUCUUGGUUCCAUAAGACGUAGUUCUCCAAGCAAUAGGAUGAAAUUGCAAUAUGAGUUUAACAAAUCAAAUAGAGAAGUUUCUUGGGAUAAAGAUGCCCCAGGAAUAUUUAUCAGACAUCUUCGUAUUUCCAUGAAGAGUCCGCCACAAAGUGAAGAAACUGUAAAAUCUAAGACAAACCAACAACGGGAAAAGAGAGUUUGUCUUUCUAAAUUCCGGGGGCAAUCACCAAAUGCUGGUGAAAUUGUCAAGAGAGACACCUCAACAGUUGUAAAAAGGGAACGAAAUUUUAAAGACACAGUUCCCCAGAAGUCUCAACCCUUUGCAGUGCACAAACAACAAAUGCAGAAGCAUUCUCGUGGUAAGUCAGAAGCAAGCCUCAAGAGUAAAACAAGUAGGAAAAGAGAAGUCAGUAAAAAAACAGGUCAGAAAACUCCACAAACUGAGAAAAGGAUUAUUCCAAGUCAUGAUGCCCCAAGGAGCAUAAAAAAACCUGAUUCACAUAUGAUUGAGCAAGAAGAAAAGAUACCAAAAUGCAUUCUGACACCCACAGAGCAUCCAUCCAUGUUUAAAGGUCCAAAGGAGAUUGUGGAGACUCACAUGAGAAGGACCAUAAGUGUGAAUGAUCCAUCUCUAGAGGAGGAAGAACCACAGUAUGAGACUCCUCUUGAUGCCAGGGGGUGUUCUUUGUUUCCUAAGCACAGAGAUCAGGGUGAACCAGCAUGGGACACCACCUCCCAAGAGGUCCAGCAGCAAGUAGCUGUUCCAGGAACUGUGCCCACAUCACUGCAAGUUACAAGUGACGAGACCAAAACACCUUCAAGUGCUACAAGUGCAGAAAGUUUAUUUUUCAUUUAUGAAGCAAUUAAAGCUGCCCUUGACUUCCAGGUAAAAAGUAUGAUCCAAGACAACGUUUCUUCUGAGAAACUGGACAAAUUGCAAGCCGGGAAGUCUGAUGACUCAAUGUCACCCCCUUUUCCAGAGAGUCCAGAUACAACAUCAACAAUAGUGAGUUCCAAACCGCAGCACAAACCCCUUUUAAGACAUUUUAAUCCUGAAAAUAAAAAUAAACUCACCAAUCAUUUGGGGUCAAAAGCACUUGAAAUAAAACUGAGUCUGAUGCCAGAGGUGGCAAAAAAAUCCUUACAAAUGUUUGACUUUUGUCCCAGAGAGGCUAUUCCUGAAAAUAACAGUUGGAGGCUCUAUCCACGGCAUAAACAAAUGAGUCUUAUGUGUCCAGAAGGGGUGGAUAGUGUAGAACUUAACUUAAAACAUGAUUACCAAGAAGAUUCACCUCCUCUCAGCUGUAUGAAGACACUGCUGGUUAAUGUUUCAAGCAGCAGCAAUGAGCUCAUUUCAAAGUUAAACAGUAUUAAUAACCUAGAAAGUGAGAUGUCUUCAGUGAUUUUGACUAGUGAGAUGCCACUGCUUCAUAUUCUCCAGAAGUACUCAGUCAAAGGUAAAGACAAACUUGUCAUGCACUUUUCUAUGAAAAUAUUGGAAAUACAAAUGAAAGCCCUUCCCAGAGUUGUAAGAGAAUCUUGUGCAGUGGCCACUGCCCAGGAUAGAACAAAACCUUUAUCUAACUGUAUUCAUUCUGUCAAAGUCCCAAAGCGUAAAAACAGAAUUUUCUUACUUUUUGAAGAAAAAUCUCUUCAUCAAAUUGAUCUUGAUUUACAAUACAAAUACCUCCGCUUUCUGCUGGGGCUUUCUGAUGAGAGUAUGUUCCCCAAGCCAAAUGCACUUCCUAAACACAUUCUUAAACUAAACCCGAUUUCAAUAUGUAAAAAAGCAGGUGAUGGUAGAGAAAGCCAUUCUCUUUCCUUUGACACAGAACUGUUAGAACAGCAUAUUUCUUUUAAAAAGCAAAACCCCCACAAAAACUCAUUACACUUCAGAAAGUUCUUGGAGCCAUCCCAUACGUGUACCUCUGACGCCGGUCUACCCAGUAGGGAGCAGAAAGAUUCUAGGGCUAUUUCUGAGCUCAAAUCUGACAUGACUCCAGAAAAAGAUAAACAAUACAGUAUGUGGUUUCAAGAAACAAAUACAUAUAAGCCUUUUAAUUUAAGGAUGCAGGAGAACGAUACUGGUUUAGUUAACUCGCAUUCCACUCAGACUUCUGAAGAUUAUACUGAUAUUCAGAUAAAUACUGAGAGUUCAGCUAACCUGGACAAGUGCUUCUCCCCAGAGACACGUGAGAGUCAGGAAUGUAUGUUUUUAGAAACCAACCCUUACUUAAGUCGGGAGUCACAAAACGUUCUCUUGGAAUUACAGAAAGGCAUUCCUUUGAAAAAUUUUUCUAAGAUGAAAGAAGUCACAACUUACUUGCAGCAAUUUUGCAGGGAAGAUUUGGGCUCCCAUCAUAUUAGAGCCUGUAGGAAACAUACAUUUCUCAUGAAACCACCUUCCUGUGAAAAGCACAGAAGCAGGAAAUAUAGAUCAAAUAUAUUCCAAAUGCAGCCUCUUGAUUGUUCUCCCAGCUCACUUAAUACUGUGGACAUUCAGUCUCUGUCUCCUUCCAUCUCACUCAGAGAGGAGCAGCUUUCGUGGACGUCAGGGAGCAGGACAGGGUACUCUGUAGCUUCCUUAACUGAGUCAAAUAUGAAAUUACAUCUUGAAAAUGACCAAGACAAGUCUCACAUGUACCUGGAAAGCAAAGAAAGAAAGAAAGCCAAAUUUGAUUUAUUCAGAAAGAACAACAUUCAUCAGGACCAUAACUACAUUCAUACACCAGGUAAAGAGAUACACACAAGAAAGAGGAAAGUGUGUAAUUAUGACUCACAAGGAUCAACUUAUUCCCAAAGCGAACAUAGAUCAUCGUCAAAAACUCAUCACAUGGGUAUUAACUUCCAUUCUGACAAAAAACAAGACCAGCCCUUCUUUUAUGCCUGUGUACCAGCAGAUUCACUGGAGAUUAUACCCAAAACCAUUCGCUGGACUAUUCCUCAAAAAACCUUAAGGAAGGGAAACUUCAGAAUUCCACUGGUGGUAAAGACUUCAAGUCCUUGGAGUAUAUGGAGCUCAUCCAAAAAGUUGUUGGAGUCACUGUCAGGGUCCUUUAGUACAGUUCAUCAGAGUUGAUAUGUCAUCAUAUCUAGAUUCCUCUGGAUUGGAACUCUGGUCACUUGGUGGUAUUCCAUGACAAAUAAAGUAAUAGAAUGUCAAAUGAUGUCCUCAGGAAGUGUCUUCUCAGUUGUUGGCUUUAUUUCCACAGCAGAGUUUGCGUGUGUUCUGGCAAGCCAGGAUGGAAGAGCAGGUGACUUUGGGUUCAGUCCUACCAUGUCCAAACUCUCCUUUUAGUUGAUGCUGCUGCCUGACAAUCCUAAGAGGAGUGGUCCGCAGCCUAGAAGCCGUUUCACCCUACACCAUUGACUGAAGGGCCCGUGGGAGGAAUUGUAUCCCAUGUAUGAGAUGGAGACUGUUUAGAGAGUAAGGAGAGAAGGAGCACAGAGGCUGAAGGGGGAGUGUUUCAGAUGGCAGUGAGGAUUCCAGUGUCCAGUGCCACAGAAUAGAGAACAAAUACUGAGUUAUGAGCACUGAGUUUGACAACCAGAUGGAAUAUCUUAUACUAACAAUUCUAGAGAACUCUAGGGGUGUGUGUGUGUGUGUGCAUAAACACACAUACACACAAUAGUGUGAUAGACUUGUAUGUACCAAUUUACUGGAUUGCAGACUAUCACCCUAUAGCAAACCUGCAUUGUUCACUUCUCAUCAAUUCUCCUCCACUAGUAUUUUGAAACAUAUCCUAGAUAUGUUAUUUAGUCCAUAUUUUAUUGCAUAUCUCUGUAAACUAUUUUUUUAAUAUUUAUUUUUUGGUUGACACAAUAUCUUUAUUUAUUUUUAUGUGGUGCUGAGGUUCAAACCCAGGGCCUCACAUGUGCUAGGCGAGCACUCUACCGCUGAGCCACAACCCCAGGCCCUGUAAACUAUUUUUAAUAUAACCAUAAUCACAUCUAAAAAUACAGUAAUUGCUUCUUAAAAUCCAAAUAGAAUACACAAGUGUUACAGCAUAAUUUAAAAUGUAUUCUUUCGGAGAUUGCCUGUCACAAAAUAGAACAAAUGAGGCUAUUUCAGUAGCCUGAUUUCUUACCAUAAAUGAUACAGGAGGAUUGAGUGACUGGUUCUUAUGUUGUGAAGAACCGUCACUAAAAUAUCAAAUGUCCAUUUGUCAAAAGGGAAAAAAAGUUUAAAACUUGAAAAUAAAAUUAGAUACAAAGAGGUGUAUUUAUUCAGAGCAAGAGAAGAAAUCACACAUUUCAAUUUUUAUAAAGCUGAUUGAACCAAAUACAUUGUAAGUCCAGAAAAAUAACAUCAUAGUUAGCUGCGGGAUAGUCAUUUGCCUAUAUUUUUUGACUAUUUGAUCACCUUCAUAAAACAAUUUUGAAAUGUCACUUAUGUAAAGAUCAAAAGUAAUCUGGUCUUCUAGUGGUUGAUAGAUGUUAUUUAUCGUUGAUGAUUUAGAAAAUUCAGGCGCGCUCACUAACUCUGGCAACUUGGUAUCUAGAACCAUCAGACUUCAUUAGAAUAGGAGAUGGCAGAUGUGGUAAAGCAAACCAGUAAGUUAGAUAGCAUCAGCUAUGUGACUUCACCCGCAGAUGUCCUUGCUACUUGUGGUACUGCCAUAGAUUUGUAUCUAACAAAUAAAAUUCUGGUCAAUCUACACCAUGAAGUUCUCGUUUAAAAAAAAAAUAUGUAGUCAACAUAUAUCGUAAAUAUUUUCCUGUGAGAAGAGAACAUGCAUUUUGACUAGAUGUCAAAGAGAAAGAUUUAGCAGCUUAUAAUUUCACACAUCUGAUGAAUGACUGCAUCUUCCAAAGCCCACUUUCCUAACCUAGAUCUUCUUAGCUACCCACCUUCCUCCAGUUCCAAGUCCUGUAGGAAGCGUUCCCCCUAUGACAUAGCCCAGCUUGCACUUUUGUGUCCCUCCCUGGGAUGUGUUCUUCGCAAUGAAGGACUCCUAGAAGCAGUUUCUAUACCCAAAUAUGUGAAUGUCAAUCACAUUAUUAUAUAGCCCACCGAUAAACCAAAUAUAUCCUAACUCAGCUUGCUCUGAGCUCAAUCCCAAAAUGUUUGCAACUUCUCCAGCCUCACCAGACAUGAAACCAGAUGUGGAGGAUAAGUCAAAGUAAAAAGAGGUAAUGCUUUUAACUAAGGGCAGUGAAAAUAUUUUACAAAUCUGUGAGGCCUAAAACUCGAACUCGUUUAGCUUUUAUAGUAUAGAUGCUUUUGAAAAUCAGAUAACAUUAGUUUAUUAAUUUCCAUAUUUCAGCAACAGUUUUUCAAAUAUCUACCAUGUGCCAGACCUUGUCCUGAGCAUUGGACCUAACCAACAUUAACAAGCACAAUCUUGACUUGGAAAACUCAGGAGUUGGGUUAGGGAAGAGAAGCAGACAUUCUCCUGAAAGGCUGAUCCCAUUGUAGACAGACAGACACACACACACACACACACACACACACACACACAUCGACAUAGCCAGCUGCCAUCUCAUUACCACACACAUAGGUGUUGCUGGUAUCUUAGAUGGAGAAAAGAAAGCAGGUCUGAGGCCACAAUUAUUUAGACUAAACCAUCUGUCAAGAAUUACAAAUUUGGAAUGGAUGUUGACAAAAGGAUGAAUAUCCAAAUCGAGUCUUCUUUUAGAGACGCAAGAUUCCAGCGAACAGAGGUACAUGUUUCUUCUUGGGUUUAAAUACUCAGAGUAGAUGGUGGUGGUGUAGCCAUAUUCCAUUAAAACAGAAGUGAUACUAAUGCUCAAGUUUUAAGGUAAUGAGGAAAGUUGCUGGGGUGAGGUGGAGAGAAUGUUUGUCAUGAUUUAUACAUUGAAAGUUUUAGAUUUGGGUCUGAGAUUUCCUGCUGCACACAACUACACCCCUCACGGGCUUUGACUCAUUACUUGGAAGAAAUAGAGAAAGCAACAAGAAUUCAUCUGUAAGUCAGAGAUUCCCAGAUGUUCUCAGUUAAUAAUGAUUCAGAGUCAUAUUUUUCUAUUGUAGCUACAGGCCAAAAUAAAUAACAAUUAAGUAGCUAAAUCCAAACAACUUAAUGAGAAUUUAUAU
Molecule: messenger RNA, 26427 nt
Organism: Marmota monax (woodchuck)
Lineage: Eukaryota; Metazoa; Chordata; Mammalia; Rodentia; Sciuridae
Gene: Lrtm3
Product: coiled-coil domain containing 168
Exons: 4
Coding region: 1-23451 (7816 amino acids)
Source: RefSeq, a predicted model, not a curated record